CAAGCAUAAGAGGCAGUAAACUAUAACUGGGAACACAUAUAGAUAACUGAACGAUGGCCAACAAUAGUGUCAAUGUAUUGGACAAGCAAACAGACGACAACAUCUGUGCCACGGAAAAUGACGACAAUCAACCGAAAACUCCUGGCAUCCCUUUAUCCAGAAAACUCUGCUAUGCAGUUGGAGGAAUGCCUUAUCAAAUGACUGCAACCGCCAAGGGCUUUUUCAUGCAGAUCUUUUUACUGGAUGUUGUGAAGAUGGGAGCUUUCUCUGCAUCCAUCAUUCUCUUCCUUGGUCGAGCUUGGGAUGCCAUUUCAGAUCCUCUGAUUGGAUAUGCUGUGAGCAAGAGUGGCCGGACCAAAAUUGGCAAACUUAUUCCUUGGAUUGUGUUCACAAUGCCACUUGGGGUCCUAUCAUACGUUAUGCUCUGGUAUACCCCACAGGACAUCAUGUCCUCUGCCUUCAGUUUCGGCUGGUACUUCACAUGGUGCUGUCUGUUUGACACCUUCAUGAGUUGCUACCAUGUGCCAUAUUCUUCCCUAAACAUGUUUCUGGGGGGCAAUCAGAAGGAUCGUGAUUCAGCCACUGGUUACAGAAUGGGCAUGGAAGUGUUCGCUACCCUGGCGGGAGCUGCCAUUCAGGGUCAGAUAGUGGGGGUGCACCAUGCCAAGAGGACAUACGUCUGCAGUUUACAGAAUGGCACGGAAAGGAACCACUCACUGGAUGACAUAUCUGGCAAUCUACAAAAUAUAAGAAGAGCCUAUUUGACUGGAGCAUUAGUAUUAGGAAUGCUGUACUUUCUGUGCUGCCUCAUCCUUUUUUUUGGAGUGAAGGAGCAGUUGGCCCCUCUGAGUAAACUGGACCGCAUAAAUGUCCCCUAUCUAACUGGAAUGAAGAUGGUGGUGAGACACACUCCAUAUUUGUGGCUUGUAUUUGGCUUCCUAUUUGCUUCACUUGCCUUCCAGAUGGCUCAGGGGAAUUUCGCCCUCUUCUGCACUCAUGCAGCGGAUAUGGGAGCAUAUUUCCAGCAUCUUGUUCUUAUAUUACUGACAUCAGCUACAAUAUCCAUCCCAAUGUGGCAGACACUACUGGUCAAAAAAGGCAAGAAGACCACCAUAUUCAUCGGCCUAUCAGUUUUUAUGGUUUAUAUAAUUUUUAUAUUUGUGGUGAGAAAUAAUUUACCCGUCUUCAUUAUUAUGUCCAUGUUAUCUGGCACAAGUCUGGCAGCCCUCUAUCUACUCCCUUGGUCAAUGUUGCCAGAUGUAGUGGAUGACUUCAAAGUCAAGAACCCAUCAUGCCAGGAUCUAGAACCAUUGUUCUACUCCUGCUACGUUUUCUUCAACAAAUUUGGAGGAGGCAUGUCUGUUGGAAUCUCUACUUUGGUGCUACACUUUGCAGGAUACAAGUCUGGUGCUUGUAAACACAAUCCAGAGGUCAUAUACUCACUGCGGGUGCUCUUUGCUCCAGUGCCAAUCUGCCUGCUGCUCAUUGGCAUGGUGAUUUUUCGCUUCUAUCCCAUCAAUGAAGAGAGACGGAGGAAAAUCCAGGAUGCAUUAAGGAAAGCAGGGACAGAGACCGGCUUGAAAGGAGAAGAAGAGCUGAGUCUAUGAAGUAAUCAGUGGCUUUCACUACUUUUGUAACACUGCAGAACUGUUGAUCAUGAACAUGCUUUGUUUUCAUCUCAGUGUAAAGGCUUUUUCAUUGUGCAUUGUGAAUAUUUUUCCAUCCUGCUUCAGGGGACCUCAACCCCAUUUAGGAGACUCAUUAAUCAUACACACUUAUUUCAGGUUAGGGAGAUCUCUACUAAUGAGCUGAAUUAGAUGAAUAAAAGAGACAUUCAAAACGUGCCGUGCAACGGGGCCCUUAUGACUAGAAUUGAGAAACAUUAGUGCACUUAAAGAUGCAGUGUGCAAUUUCCACACCAUAUAAAGACAAACAGAUACUCCUGCCUCAAACCCAUAUUAGGCCAGUGUUGCUUUGUGAAAAGUGUUUAUAUCAACCACUGAAUAAACCAACAAAUGGUUUACUGAUAACUGUCUCUGCAUAUUACAGUUUUUUUUAAUUGCUAACUAAAAAGUUGUAGGGUAUUUGAGGCACAUAUAGUGAAAGCAUUUAUUCAUAUAGUGAAUCUUCAGGCCAAGUCUGCAGAACUGCAUGCACAUUAUCUGUUCUUGUGUUUAAUUAACAAAAAACUGCUAUUUAAACCCCAAACUUAAUUACUGAUUACACCCAAUGAUCAUGAUACACAUAAUGUAAAUCUACUAGGGCUGUUGAACUGAUUAAUCACGAUUACUCACAUACAAAAUAAAAGUUUGUGAUUACAUAAUGUAUGAGUGUGUAAGAUAUAUAUGUAAUAUAUAUUUAUAUAUAAUUUAAAUCAUAUCUAAAUAUGAAUAUACAUGUAAAUAUUUCUUAAAUAUAUACAUGUAUGUGUGGGUAUUUAUAUAUACAUAUAAAUAUACACGGUACACACAUACAUUACAAAAAGAAAAACUUUUAUUUUUGAAGUGAUUAAUCGCAAUUAAUUGGUUUGACAGCCCCGAAAUAUAUCUAAUUUGAUCACUUAGGAGUUUUGAGCAACAAAUACAUUUUUCACCCUUGGAUUUCUGUUUACAGUACUUUGUAAAUAUAGGAAUAUGCAUACAAGUCAUCUUUAUUUUUAUAAUGCUUUAUACAAUACAGCAGUAACAAAUUCUGCUGUAAAUUAUCAUUAAACAACUCAAGUCAGCGUUGAUUCAGUUCAGUUCAGUUCAAGAGCUGUAAGGCUCAUCAGUUGUGCAUCCACACUGUAUAUACAGUGUAUUUUUGUACAUACAUGUACAUGUGAGUGCUAUGACAAACUCCUGUGCGCUCCACUGCACACUGAACAUGUGUAUAUAUCAUUUUAUGUUUGUGUGUACAUUUACUAUGCAUUUUUUUGUUUUUAUUUUUUAAGUUUUUUUUAAGUUAAAAUAGUUUUGAAAGAAGUGUUUGCUUUUGCAAGAGAUGCGUAAUGGUUUGCAUUUUGUGUGCAUGUUUUUUGUGUAGAGUUUAGAGAAAAGGAGCCAUAGUUUCAAAAACUAGAAGCAAUUUUAAAAAAAGUGUAAGCUGGGAAAAUAUAUACACACACCUAGUCUGAAUGUUUGUAACGGCACUUUUAUUCCACAAUGGUAAUGACGAUAAUGAUGUAAAAGUGUAUAAAUAAACAGCAAUGAGCAAAUA
Messenger RNA from Cyprinus carpio (common carp), 3198 nucleotides. RefSeq names its product sodium-dependent lysophosphatidylcholine symporter 1-like. Gene Ontology annotation, molecular function: symporter activity. The record is from RefSeq and is a predicted model, not a curated record. NCBI's taxonomy places the organism in Eukaryota, Metazoa, Chordata, Actinopteri, Cypriniformes, Cyprinidae. The transcript has 14 exons. Gene Ontology annotation, biological process: carbohydrate transport. Bases 54 to 1607 code for a protein of 517 amino acids. Gene Ontology annotation, cellular component: membrane.